This is a messenger RNA of Hippopotamus amphibius kiboko, 999 nucleotides long. Its product is annotated as taste receptor type 2 member 31-like. Bases 1 to 999 code for a protein of 332 amino acids. Gene Ontology annotation, biological process: sensory perception of taste; detection of chemical stimulus involved in sensory perception of bitter taste; G protein-coupled receptor signaling pathway. NCBI's taxonomy places the organism in Eukaryota, Metazoa, Chordata, Mammalia, Artiodactyla, Hippopotamidae. The record is from RefSeq and is a predicted model, not a curated record. The transcript is spliced from 2 exons. Gene Ontology annotation, molecular function: bitter taste receptor activity; G protein-coupled receptor activity. Gene Ontology annotation, cellular component: membrane.
AUGCCGGCAGCCACAGGUAUAGGAAAUCUGGCCUUAGUGUGGUUCUUUACUGGUGCCCAAUACUUUGCUUUUUUUCUGUACAUAAUAACUUUACUAUUGAGCAUUUUUUCCAUCCUAGUAAUGACACAAUUUGUUCUGGGAAAUUUUGCCAGUGGUUUCAUAGCACUGGUGAACUGCAUUGACUGGGUGAAGAGACAAAAGAUCUCCUCAGUUGAUGGGAUUCUCACUGCUCUGGCAGUCUCCAGAAUUGGUUUGCUCUGGGUAAUGUUACUAAAUUGGUAUGCAAUUGUGUUUAAUCCAGCUUUAUAUAAUUUAAAGGGAAGAAUUUUUGCUUAUGUUGCCUGGACAGUAAGCAACCAUUGUAGCACCUGGCUUGCUACCAGCCUCAGCAUGUUUUAUGUGUUCAAAAUAGCCCAUUUCUCCAGCCGAAUUUUUCUUCACCUGAAAUGGAGAGUUGAAAGUGUAGUUCACAUGAUACUGCUAGGGGCUUCAUUCUUUUUGGUUUUUCAUGUUACAGUGGUAAGCAUAAAUGAAACACUCCAGAGAAAUGUAUACGAAGGAAACAUCACUCAAAAGACCAAACUGAGGGACAUUUUACAGCUUUCACAUGUGACUCUCUUCACAGUAGCAGACCUCAUACCGUUUUCUAUGUCCCUGACGUCUUUUCUGCUGCUAAUCUUUUCUCUGUUGAGACAUCUCGGGAAGAUGCAGCUCAAUGACAAAGGAUCCCAAGAUCCCAGUACCAAGGUCCAUACAAAAGCCAUGCAAACUGUGAUCUCUUUUCUCUUGCUAUUUGCCAUUUACUUCCUGACUCUAAUCAUAUCAGUUUGGAGUUCUAACAAGCUGCGUAAGGAACCCUUCCUCUUGCUUUUCCUGGCUGUUGAAAUCACUUAUCCUUCAGUGCACUCGUUUAUCCUAAUUUGGGGAAACAGGAAGUUAGCACAGGCCUUUCUGUUGUUUCUGUGGCAGCUGGGGUGCUGGCUGAAAGAUAGGAAAUAG